CUCACACUCCAAAUUAUAUAUACUCACGGGCAGGGGGAGAGGAGGUGCACAGUAACAGGGCUCGGGGCAUGGAAGAGCCGCAACUUUAAUUUACUUUCAGCAGAAUCCUAAGAACAUGGACAGCAGAAUGAAUGAGGCAAAACAGGCUCUCAAACUCCUGCAGCAGCGCUACAAGAUCUUCCAACAGCAGCAGGUCACAUUCACAAUCGCUCUGGAGCGCUGCCGCGAAAACGCCCUCGACAGGAUCCAUCCCGUGAGAACUCUGGCCCAGGUGCGCAAAUACCUGGACACUUCCUGCAACAACAGCACCGACAGGCGCGUCCUUACACUAUUCCUGGACAUCUGCUCGGAACUGGUCGAUGUGUGCGCGCAACUGCACGAACUGCAGCCCGACAAUGCAGCGGCGACACCCUUCCUGCAAUCUUGCCUGGAUCUGCUGAGUCCGACCAAUGACCUCUCCGGCCUGAGAGCCAAAUACCCCCACGAUGUCAUAAACCACCUCAGUUGCGACGAAGCAAAAAACUUCUAUGGCGGCGUAGUCAGCUUGAUUCCCAUAGUGCUGGACAAUCUCAAGGCAGCCAUUGCGGAGAUGGAUAAGACAGCGCCGCAAACUCAUCACCCAGGAAGCGGUCAGAAACACUUAGAACCUAACGAGACUAAGCCUGACAAUGCCACACAAGCCACCGGGGUUCAGACUGUGGUCACACAGCAGACUAGAGCCAAAAAGAAAUCCUAUUUGGAGUCCCUGAAACCAGCCUGGAGGCCGACGGGAAGGUUCUACACUUCUUGAAUAAGGAUCCCUGUGCCCCAAUGAGGCCUUGGCAGCCCCUGAUGGUCUCGGUUUCUCCAGGCUGGUUUCACCAUUAUCCUUAGGAACAGACUUUGGAACUGCGCCCAACCCUGUUGUGCUUUGAUGGGACUCUACUAAGAUGGAGGGGUGGGAUUCGCUAAAAGUGGGGGAAUAUUCAGUGUGGAAAC
Xenopus tropicalis (tropical clawed frog) is the source of this 978-nucleotide messenger RNA. RefSeq names its product sperm acrosome associated 9 (gene spaca9). NCBI's taxonomy places the organism in Eukaryota, Metazoa, Chordata, Amphibia, Anura, Pipidae. The transcript has 4 exons. The coding region runs from base 116 to 790 and encodes 224 amino acids. The record is from RefSeq and is a predicted model, not a curated record.